Molecule: messenger RNA, 2059 nt
Organism: Linum trigynum
Lineage: Eukaryota; Viridiplantae; Streptophyta; Magnoliopsida; Malpighiales; Linaceae
Source: the annotation of a GenBank genome assembly
ACCUGACUUAACUGCAGACUAGGGGGACACAUACCUGGGUGACCUUUCUCUUAUUUUGGAAUCAAAUCUUUACUUGUUUACUUCCGUUUUUUGCAUACAUACAACUUCACACCUCUUCAACCGCUAGAUAAUAGAACUUCACUAGGUAACUAGUACACCUAGGACUUGGAUUGACGUUUAAAAUCUUAACCACUAUACUAUGUUCCUAGAUUGCGAUUACACUCAAUCGUAAUUUAGUUGUGUCGGUAUUAGUCUCAAAUAGAUUUGGAAAAUGAUUGUAUUUUUUUGGCAAAAUACACUUGCAUAGCCAAAACUUUCACCUUUGUGCCACUUAUAGCCACUCUUGGCGAAAUACCACUAAUAGCCACUUUUGAAAGAUGUUGCGUGCCAAAUAUAGCCAUUUCCGUUAGAAACUAUGACGGUGUUAAUAACUCCGUCAAUUUAUUUGACGGUCGGCUGACGAGGCGCCAAAUCAUCAGCCACGUCAGCGACAACUAAGCAUAUAGUGACACGUCAGAUUUUUUAAUUAUUUAAUAUUUAAUUACUACAUUAAAUUAUAUAAAAAAACAAAAAGAAAGAAAAGAAAAAGAGAUGAAAAUCUCUUACUUCCCCGAUCCCUUUGAACUUUCUGAACGCCAAAACCCAGAAUCAAGAAGACGUUGGCUCUUCGUCGGAGGAUUUGAAGAGCAAUCGUCCAGAACUCUCCACCUCCGCUGCUACUCUCCAAGACCCGUUUUCUUCUCCACCAGCAACCCCCCACCACUCCUCCGGAUCUUGAACCUCUUGCCAGCUUCUUCGAUUCCGAUGCCAUCACCUCUCCGGGUAAACCUAUCGUCGGCCGCCAUUGAAUUCGGCGCCGCGCCGGUUCAUCUCCUCAUGUCCAACAUCUUCACCACUUCUCCGAUGGAAAUGGAUUGUUGCCCUUCUCUUCUAAUUCUUCCCAACUUCAUCUCCUCUUCUUCAAAAAUUCCCAAAUCACGAACUCAAUCGAACAAAAAAUCCCUAAUUAAAAAAUCCUCCCUAUCCUGUGGAGAAAUCCAGAUCUGAGGCAGGAGGAUUCAAUGGUCGCUGCCGGCUGAGGAGGAACGUGGAUUUCUGCUGCCACCACAGCAAUUGCAGUGGCAUCUCGGUAGAGAACAAAAAUGAACACGGAAAUGGGGCAGAGAGCUCGAAGAAGACGGACAGCAGCUCCGACUCCCACUCGAUUGAGCAGCCCAACGGCAGCGCCACUCCGGCUGCUGCUGAGUCCUCUAGCCGCCGCCGCGACGAUCAAUUCGAGCUGCAAAUGCUGGAGGAAUCGUGCCGGGGGCUCGAUUUCUCGGACCACAAGGAGGACGAUUUCUUCGCCGACAUUCUCAACGACGACAUUGUCCGCCUCGACGAUCAGCUGUCGGCAGGCCUCGCUGCCCCGAACAUUUCGGUCUCUGCGGCGGCUGCGGCAAUACAGGGGCUGGCGCCGCAACAGUAGGGGAAGCUGGGAGAAGAAUCGAAAGACAGGGGAAGGGAAAGGGAAAGGGGAGAGGCAGAGGCAGAGGAAGCGGAGAAGGAGAGGCAGAAGAGGGAGAAGAGUAGGAGGAGGAGGAAGUAGAGUAGGGAAUGGGAAAUAUGUACGGACGCCAUGGAUUUACAGGGGAAAGCUUUGGAGAAGAGCUGCAAUGGAGGAAAGAGAUUUUAGGGAUUUUUGUUGUUGUAUGGUGUUGGGGGUUUCCUGUUAAAUUAAUUAAUUUUUAGUUAAUUCCACCUCACCUGACAAUUUGUAGCCAGGUCAACAUCUACGUUAGUCCAGUCAGCCAUUUGAUUAACACCGUCAAAGAAUUGGACGGAAGUGGCUAUUAGUGGUAUUUCGCCAAAAAUGGCUAUAAGUGGCACAAAGGUGAAAGUUUUGGCUAUACAAGUGUAUUUUGCCUAUUUUUUUAUGUAUUAGAUUUGAUAUUACCCUAUAGAGACUUUCAUCUUUCCAUUAAAGUCUAAGUUUGUUUGAUUUUAUCUCAAAGUUGUCUUGUACUCAUGUGAUAUAUGAACUUUGUUGCUAUUGUUAUAAUGAAGAUACUUAAAAAGU